GCAAAAUUCACGCAAUUCUCUCGUCGCUCCUAAAUCAUCCUCUUUUUGUUUUCUUCCAUUUUUUCUGCUUUAGUAUAUGGGUUUCUUUUUUUUGUUUUCUUUAUAUUAAUAAAAUAAUGUAAUUUCAUUUUGUUUUUUUGGAGUAAGCUUAUAUAAAUGGAGAUUCCUUGGUCUUCUUCUUCGUUGCCAGUUGCCACCAGACAUACAUAACACAUUGAAAGCAGCUUAUUCAUCGACAUACCAAACUCUCACUCUCGCCCUCGCUCUCGCCCUCGCUCUCUUUCUUUCUUCAUGUAAAUUGUUUGUUCUUUUCCAUGUAUCGAGAUUCGAUCUUCUUCUUCUUCACACGAACCUCCUUAUUGUUUUCUCCUGCAUUCUCUCUAUUCUUCGCUAAACCUUGAAUAAAGACAUGUUCUUUAACAUGGGUUUUUCCGGUUUAAAGUAGUUGUAUCUUUGUUUCCCCUUUAAACCGGGUUUAAGCUCAAUCUUUUCUUAGAACAACUCCAACUGUUUGACGAUUUGACUGAGAGAAAACAGAGUCAUGGAAGAGACUUUUGUGCCGUUUGAAGGAAUCAAGAAUGAUCUUAAAGGAAGAUUGAUGUGCUAUAAGCAAGAUUGGACUGGUGGAUUCAAAGCUGGAUUUAGGAUUCUGGCUCCCACCACUUACAUAUUUUUCGCUUCUGCGAUUCCUGUCAUCUCAUUUGGUGAACAACUCGAAAGAAGCACCGAUGGAGUUCUCACGGCUGUUCAAACCUUAGCAUCUACAGCCAUUUGCGGUAUGAUACAUUCGAUUAUCGGAGGUCAGCCACUGCUUAUUCUCGGUGUUGCAGAGCCUACUGUGAUUAUGUACACAUUCAUGUUUAACUUUGCAAAGGCCAGACCUGAAUUGGGACGAGACCUGUUCUUGGCGUGGUCUGGAUGGGUUUGUGUUUGGACUGCUUUGAUGCUGUUUGUGUUGGCAAUAUGUGGAGCUUGUUCUAUCAUCAAUAGGUUUACUCGAGUAGCUGGAGAAUUGUUUGGACUGCUUAUUGCUAUGCUUUUCAUGCAGCAAGCCAUCAAAGGGCUAGUUGAUGAAUUCCGCAUUCCUGAACGAGAAAAUCAGAAGCUGAAGGAGUUCUUACCUUCCUGGAGGUUUGCUAAUGGGAUGUUUGCUCUGGUUCUCUCCUUUGGCCUUCUUCUGACUGGACUUAGAAGCAGAAAAGCCAGAUCAUGGCGGUACGGAACUGGCUGGCUCAGAAGCUUAAUAGCUGACUAUGGUGUACCACUCAUGGUGCUCGUGUGGACCGGUGUCUCCUACAUUCCAGCAGGAGAUGUUCCAAAAGGAAUUCCUCGGCGACUUUUUAGCCCAAAUCCUUGGUCUCCUGGUGCUUAUGGGAACUGGACCGUAGUAAAGGAGAUGCUUGAUGUUCCAAUCGUCUACAUAAUUGGAGCUUUCAUUCCAGCAUCAAUGAUUGCUGUGCUUUACUACUUCGACCAUAGUGUAGCUUCACAGCUCGCGCAGCAGAAAGAAUUCAAUUUGAGAAAACCGUCUUCUUACCACUAUGACUUGCUUCUUCUUGGGUUUCUGACAUUAAUGUGUGGUCUACUUGGAGUCCCUCCAUCAAACGGUGUCAUUCCUCAAUCUCCAAUGCAUACCAAGAGCUUAGCAACUCUUAAAUACCAGUUGCUUCGUAACAGACUGGUCGCAACAGCACGAAGAAGUAUCAAAACAAAUGCGAGUUUGGGUCAACUCUAUGACAAUAUGCAAGAAGCUUACCAUCACAUGCAGACACCAUUAGUAUACCAGCAACCCCAAGGUCUAAAAGAGCUCAAGGAAUCGACAAUCCAAGCUACUACAUUCACCGGAAACCUCAAUGCUCCAGUUGAUGAAACUCUGUUCGACAUAGAGAAAGAAAUAGAUGAUUUACUACCAGUUGAAGUCAAAGAACAACGGGUAAGCAACUUGCUUCAGUCUACAAUGGUAGGAGGAUGCGUUGCAGCUAUGCCUAUCCUUAAAAUGAUCCCAACAUCAGUCCUUUGGGGCUAUUUUGCCUUCAUGGCCAUCGAAAGCUUACCCGGAAACCAAUUCUGGGAAAGAAUCUUACUUCUGUUCACCGCCCCAAGUCGCCGCUUCAAGGUUCUUGAAGAUUACCACGCGACAUUCGUGGAAACCGUUCCAUUCAAGACGAUUGCAAUGUUUACUCUUUUCCAAACGACUUAUCUCUUGAUCUGCUUUGGUCUCACAUGGAUACCAAUCGCAGGAGUCAUGUUCCCUUUAAUGAUCAUGUUCUUAAUCCCCGUACGACAAUAUCUCCUCCCUAGAUUCUUCAAAGGAGCUCAUCUUCAGGACUUAGAUGCAGCAGAGUAUGAAGAAGCUCCAGCUUUACCCUUCAAUCUCGCAGCGGAAACGGAGAUUGGAUCCACAACAUCGUAUCCGGGAGAUUUGGAGAUUCUUGAUGAGGUUAUGACCCGAAGCAGAGGAGAGUUUAGACACACGAGUAGUCCUAAGGUGACAAGUUCAAGUUCGACUCCAGUCAAUAAUCGGAGUUUGUCACAAGUGUUUAGUCCAAGAGUGAGUGGAAUCAGGUUGGGUCAGAUGAGUCCUCGAGUCGUCGGGAAUAGUCCAAAGCCGGCGAGUUGUGGGAGGAGUCCCUUGAACCAGUCGUCAUCGAACUGAGAUUAUAUAUUCAGGAAGCUUAAUAAAACAACUAAUCUAAUGAGGAUGGAUUAAGAAUGUUUAAUUAGUUAAUUAAUUUGAUCUUUAGCUCUUGAAAAAGAAAAGAGCUUCUUGAAUCUCUCUUUAGUUUAUGUUUUGUGUGUUUAAUCCCCUUUCGUGGUGUUUCAUCUUCAGUCUUAUGUAAAAUACUAAAAUGUCUGUCUUAUUUCGUUAUAUAUGUAAAAUUCGUUAAAUAUUUUCAACUGUUAUGUUUACCGGUCAGCAUUACAUACAAUUAAAAAUUUUGGGAUCACUGAAAUUUAGAUAAUUUGGAAGUUGGA
Molecule: messenger RNA, 2976 nt
Organism: Arabidopsis thaliana (thale cress)
Lineage: Eukaryota; Viridiplantae; Streptophyta; Magnoliopsida; Brassicales; Brassicaceae
Gene: BOR1
Product: HCO3- transporter family
Exons: 12
Coding region: 542-2656 (704 amino acids)
Biological process (GO): monoatomic anion transport
Cellular component (GO): vacuolar membrane; endosome membrane; membrane
Molecular function (GO): solute:inorganic anion antiporter activity
Source: RefSeq, marked reviewed